UCAUCUCUUCUUUUCUCUUAAUUCAUUGAGACAUCUAUUAUAUUUCUCCAUUUCCAGACACACUGCAUCUUGAGCUCAGAAAGAGUCCAUGGCUCCCUCUUCAGCUUCUUCAAUGCCCAGAGGCAGUUCUUUUCCGGCAGGACUUCGGGUUCUUGUUGUGGACGAUGAUCCCACAUGGCUGAAGAUUCUUGAAAGGAUGCUCAAUAAGUGUAACUAUAAAGUGAGGGCAUGUAAUUUGGCAAGAGAGGCUCUGAAAUUGCUUCGAGAAAGGAAGGAUGGAUUUGAUAUCGUAAUAAGUGAUGUGAACAUGCCUGACAUGGAUGGUUUCAAACUCCUCGAGCAUGUUGGUUUGGAGAUGGACCUACCUGUUAUAAUGAUGUCCGUUGAUGGGGAAACGAGCAGAGUAAUGAAAGGUGUUCAGCACGGUGCAUGCGAUUAUCUUCUUAAGCCUAUCAGAAUGAAAGAGCUUCGAAACAUAUGGCAGCAUGUCUUGAGGAAAAGGAGCUCAGAGGAAAUUCAGAAGAUGAGGAGCAGAGCAGAGCGGGAGCAAUCUGGAGAUGAUGAUGAUGAUGAUCUGAUUUCUGCUUCGGGAAAGAAACGAAGAGAUGCUGAUGCUGAUGGUUAUGGCUAUGGUGAGACUGCAGCCUUGCCAAUGUCUGUGUCUGUGAAGAGAGCAAGGGUUGUUUGGACUGUAGAGCUUCAUCAGAAGUUUGUCAAAGCCGUCAACCAGAUUGGGUUCGAUAAAGUUGGCCCCAAGAAAAUACUUGACUUGAUGGGUGUGCCGUGGCUGACGAGAGAAAAUGUGGCCAGUCACUUACAGAAGUAUCGACUCUACUUGAGCAGGUUGCCGAAAGAAAAUGAGACAGCAGCAACAGCAGCAUUUUCAUGUUGUGAGAUAACACAGCAGGAAGAUGAUGAUGAUGAUGAUAAUAAUGAUGAUACCUAUUUGAAAGUGGGUAAGCCUUGUGGAGGAAAUGGAAAUGGAAAUGGCUGCCCACAGACUGAGACUUAUGAGGCUGAAACUCCAAAGCUGCAAUCAAGCAUCCCAGACAAGAACAAGAAUGAGAAUGAUCACAGAAACAAGGACUGCACCAGAGAUUUUAUUAGUAUGACUCAACCUUUUUCACACUCUCCUCCUCCUCCUGCAACUCCCAAUUAUACAUCCUCAACUCUUAGUUUCAAUCACUCCUACUUUUCAUCCAAACCCCGAAUUCAACUUCAUUCUUGUUGGACUUCCGACCGAAACUUAGAGGAGAAGCAACCGCAACCACAACAGCAGCAGCAGCCAAUCCGGUUUGGCACGGUGGAUCCUACAGAUAAAUCACUAAUCAAGCCAACCCCCCCACCCCCACCCCCAAUUCCCAGUCCCAACAAGGGAAGUAGUAAUGCUGGACAUUUCAGAGUCACUAGUCCCAUCAUCGAUCCGAUCCCAACCUCUCUAUGGAACAACACACACAACUACAUGAUCCUCCAACAAAAUCUGUUUCAAGAUAUGAUAGACUAUUCCCAGAUUACUGCAACAGGAUCACCUCUCAGCUUGUGGGAUGAAGAAUAUUCUGAUCACUCUUCUCAAUGCGAUUUUUUUCCUUCGUAUGGAGAUGUCGAAUCACCUGCAGGCUACACUAAUCAGGAGCUCAUUGCAGCAGCAGGUGUUUCGCCCCACUUGUAUGAUUCGUUGACAUUAGAUUCAGAGAUUACAGCAGAUCAGAUAGAGACUAUGCUCUGGUAGACCAAUAAUCAAUCACUGUUGUAAUGCCUAACCUUUCCAUCACUUGUGAGAGAGAA
Andrographis paniculata is the source of this 1785-nucleotide messenger RNA. RefSeq names its product two-component response regulator ARR11-like. Bases 89 to 1729 code for a protein of 546 amino acids. Gene Ontology annotation, biological process: phosphorelay signal transduction system; cytokinin-activated signaling pathway. The record is from RefSeq and is a predicted model, not a curated record. Gene Ontology annotation, molecular function: DNA binding. NCBI's taxonomy places the organism in Eukaryota, Viridiplantae, Streptophyta, Magnoliopsida, Lamiales, Acanthaceae. The transcript is spliced from 5 exons.